AUGUGCUCGGCCGAGCUGAUCGGGGAACGCUUUGAGGUGAGGCUCGACCGCACGCUCGGGACCGGAGGCUUCGGCACGGUGUUCUUCGCUCUCGACAGGUCGGCGUCGCAAACGCUCGGUGUGGCAGCGAAGCGCGGCAGCGCGGCGGAGCUGCGCGCGGAGGCGCGGAUGCUAGAGCAAGUGGCGGGACACCCGUCCGUCAUAGGGCUGAUUGCUUUCGAGGAGGUGCCCGGAGGCACGGCCUUCCUCUUCCUCGAGAUUUGCAGCGGCGGCGAGCUCUUCGAGCGGGUGACCGACGGAGGGCCCAUGCAGGAGCGUGUGGCGCGCUCCUUUGCGGAGAGCAUCGCCGAGGCGCUCCGGCACUGCCUCUCGCGCGGCGUGGUGCACCGAGACGUCAAGCUCGAGAAUGUCAUGAUCGUGGGCGAGGACCACCGCUCAAUCAAGCUGAUCGACUUUGGGUUUGCGUGCGAGGUGGAGCCGCAGAGCAGCGGCGAGUCCAGCGACGACCUCGUCUACCGCACGGCGAGCGCGGAGCUGCGGCGGCCGCCCUCCGCCACCACCGCCUCGCCCGUCGAGGCCGCCGUCGAGGCCGCCGAGGACGAGGAGGUCCUCUACCGCACGGCGAGCGCGGAGGGCGGGCGAGGCGGCGGCGGGGGGAGGCUGGCCGCCCCCGCGCCCCCGGACGGGGCGCUGCGCCUCGUGAGGCAGAACGGGGUUGUGCUCGGCGCCGCUGCCCUGUAG
Molecule: messenger RNA, 741 nt
Organism: Emiliania huxleyi CCMP1516
Lineage: Eukaryota; Haptophyta; Isochrysidales; Noelaerhabdaceae
Exons: 3
Coding region: 1-741 (246 amino acids)
Biological process (GO): protein phosphorylation
Molecular function (GO): ATP binding; protein kinase activity
Source: RefSeq, a predicted model, not a curated record